AUGGCCUUCAAGAGAGGCAUUACAGCAGAGAAGAGGUAUCGCAUGGCAAUGGGCAGCGGGAAUUCUUGGAAAGAAGAAGAAAAUUUCUCCAAAAACAACGACAGUUGCCCUUUCAAUACUGAUGCGGAAGAAACGCUGUGGAGGUACUACAACAAGACACCUAUGAUGGAGCCAUUUAAGGAAGGGAAAAGUAUGGUGGGGAAGCGAAAAUCUGGCACGGAUCAUCAUGAGGUCCAUGAAGCUGAACCAGAACCGAUCAUGGACGACUUUGAGAGCGACAGUGACCACUUCGAUGUGUCAAGUAAGCGGAAACGCAUCACAGAAUCUGUACUGCUAGAAGAGAAGUACAAACUGCGUCAGGCCAGUCAACUCCUUUCUAUGCGCAUCGUACCUCAUAAUCAAGAUACGGUUAGAUUUUUUCUAGCUUUGAUAGCUACAGGGCCAGGGAAGACCGCUUCAACAACAUUGUACAGAGCUGUUGGCUACAAAAAGCAAAAGAUGUUCAAGGACGAGUCUUUUGCCCCUUCAAAAAGGGACCUGAGCGAUGGUCAGACAUCAAAUAAGUUGCAGAUUUACGUACUUCAGACGAAAUGCGCUUAA
This is a messenger RNA of Cylicocyclus nassatus, 600 nucleotides long. The record is from the annotation of a GenBank genome assembly. NCBI's taxonomy places the organism in Eukaryota, Metazoa, Nematoda, Chromadorea, Rhabditida, Strongylidae.